AUGGGAGAGUUUUGCUCUAAGCCGGAGAGUGGGAAUUCUCAAUCACAUCCCGGUGUUCCUGCUGUUGGUACUCAACAUGCUAGGUCAAGGGAAAGCAAGGUCUCGAGUGCUUCUGCAGCAACAGCUGGCUUUCUAUCUAAUAUGUGUGACACAAUAUCCCGCUUACAAUCCGAAAAUCAUUUAUCUUCGAACGCCCCACCACCAGGUUCGCGGAUUGCUUCCAGCCCUGAACAGGGUUAUGCCAGUAUUAAUCGGAAUGGAAGGUCUGAUAGUUUUCCAAGUGAAGGUCCGGUGCUCACAACUGGGCCUCAUGCAGGGUUGUUAACUCCGGAAGAUAUGCUUGCUGCAGCACAGAUUUGUAGCCAUCUAAGUCAGUCACAACUCAACGCUCUGGCGGCUGCUUACCAUCAACAACAGCAACAAAUUCAACGUUCCGUUGGUCCAACUGCUUCAGGAACUUCAACACUUGGUCACGUCCCAGGAAUUACAUUUGCACAGGCUCUAGCGGCUGUUACAUCUGUAUCGAAGUCAUCAUCUCCUACUAUUCCUCUCAGUGUUCACAGCUCUCAACAGUCACCUCGAUUGCCGGUUCAUUCAGUUCAAACACCUAUGCAUCAAGGGUAUCAAAAACGCCCCCCUAGUGGUCAGUCAGAGUUUCACUCAGGACAUCCUAUUCAAAUGGGUUCAACUACAUCUGGUACUCGUCCAGCUUCAGCGUCUCAGGCUGUCCUUCAUCAUCGCGGAAGUCAUCCAGGUCCUUCAGGAUUCGGGACAAUGAGUUCUCACGUCAGUCCAUCACAGCCAAUUACCUCACAUCUGGAUCAUAAUUUGCACAAUGCACAUCAGACAAGGGCUUCACCAUCACUAUCACCCAGUCCUGGAAGCAAUAUUUACCAAAAUCAUCGUUCACAACUGCCCCCCCCUUCAACUCAUCCAAACAAAAGACCUCGUAUUUCCUUAGGAUCCCAACUACCACACUCCAUUUCAUCCUUACCUUCUGCUCAUGUAACAAAUACAAUUGCACCAGCUGAGAUGGAAGCUUUGUUGAGGAGUGUUGUUGCUAGUAAGGCGAUGGCAAGUAUUGCAGCUGGUUCUAACUUUCUUAAUCCGAACGCCUAUUCUGCAGCCACAGAAGUUGCCGCAGCAGCCCUCACACCUUUUUAUACAUCCAUUAAUAAUAGUAGCUUAUCGAACCCAUCAUCUAUCGUCACUUCAAAUCAAGCUGCUUAUCAACCGCAUAUUCAACAUCAUGGUUCAUUCGGUAGUAAUUCAACUUCUGGCACUCAUUUAUUCAACCAACAACAUGUUUUGCCAUCUUCCAGUUCGGCGUAUACAGGUUCACUGAUGGGUACCUUACCUGGUUCACUUCUAACCUCGUACAAUAACAGACCAUUUCCUCAUGCAACUGCGUCUACCCAGGCGAUAACUUCCGGGCAAGCCCUACUUAGUGCACCUGUCUUGGGAUCACAAACUGUAACUAGUCAGCCUCCAUUGUCACAUAUGCCAGCGAAAGCAUCACAUCCAACAUCAGUCUCCCAAAUCCCCUCUCGCCUGAUUUCUGGCCAUCUUCAUCAUCCACCUGCUGCUACUCAUCCUAGUCAAGGCAGUUUCCACCAGUCAAAUCAUCCUUUACCACAACCAGGUUCCCAACAUCAUGUGAUAGGGCAUUCUAAUCUCCCUCAGGGGAGUGGCGUGCUUCGACAGCAGACUAAAGAACCGGCUUAUCACCCACAGGUUGAAGCCAUAUCCCCUGCUCCUGAUGAGUCUCGUCUAGUGGAUGCCCAAGAUGCAAAGCUUCAUCGUGAAAGGGAAGAAAUUAACCGUCAACUGACAGUAUUAGAUGCUGAUAUUAAUAAACAAGAAUCACAUCUAAGAAAUCUGUGUGAACGGGAGGCUCGUCUAACAGCUCGACUUGCGGUAGCACCUGUACGCGAUACAUCGAACAAUAAUUUGAACGGUAACGAUUAUGAAAGAAAAUCAGAUAAAGGGGAUCUUGCUGUUCCGGAAGUAUCUUUCACUUGUAAAACCGGUUUCGAACGAAAUUACGAAAACCCAAUACAGGCAAUUAUUUCUGACAACCGCCAACGCACUCGUCAGCGUCAUCUCAUUUUCACAAGACUUUGUGGUCCCAAAGUUCGACCUGGACCACAUGCCCUGCCAUUUUAUCGCCAACCAUCCGACUUAUCAAGUGUAAGGGCUAUACAAUCCAACUUUCGCAACCAUUUCCGUCAAAAACUUGUUGUUUAUCUUCAAAGACGUCUCCGUGCUGAACAAAGUCGUAUCAGUUUUUUGGCUCAACAAUACGGACGAAAUUCUAGAGUGAACAUUAUUAUGAUUGGUCUUAUUAUUAACCCAUUAUCAGAUUCUGGCGGGGUUUCUAACCUAACUGAUGGUUCUCAGACUACUCCCUACGAUGCUAUCGAAGAGAUGAAUAAAUUAAAGGAAUAUGCGAUUGAUCCUCCAGUUAUGCUUGCACUUUGGCAGCGUCGAUAUCAAUUCAUAUGUGAAUCAGGUUUAGUCACAGAUUGUCGUGCUCAGCUCCAAGAAAAUCAAGAUCUGUCGAAGUGGUCGGAAGAAGAAAAGCAAAUAUUUAAAGAACGCUAUUUAGCCACUCCUAAAAAUUUUACCUCGAUAGCUUCAUACCUAGAGCGGAAAUCUGUUGCAGACUGUAUCCACUAUUACUAUUUAUCCAAAAAGAAAGAAGGUUAUAAACAGCUGUUGAAGAAGCAUAAUGCUCGUCGACGCCGAGCAGCUCAGACUGAACGUGGAGGGGGUGGUAGUGCUGGUGGAGCUGCUAGCAAUUCAAAUGCUGGCGGGAGUAGCGGAAGCCAUAGUAAUACUAAUAUAAACUCGAUCCCUCCAUCUUCUAGUAAUUGCCAAAAUGGGCAUGCGAAUAUAAAUUCCCCUCGUGGAGAGCGUAAUGAAGGAGAUGAAAAAGAUCCAGGAGGAUUAAAAAAUUCACAAACUGAUUCUUCUGGGUUUCCUGAAUCUAAUGAAACAGCUGAGCAUAAGGAUGCUGAUGGAUACAGAAAUAAUAAAAAAGAGAUGCAUCAUGGUGGUAGCGGUGGGAGUACUGGUGCAAGAAAUAGAGCUGGACGGGGUCGUCCACCACAACAUACAAAUCAUUCUAAUAUCGAUAACCACAAUGUUGGAUCUCAUGGGCGAAGUCGUGGUGGUAAUAACAGUACUCGAAAUAACGUCGAACCUCAUAGUGUUCACGUUCCUUCGGAUGUCAAGGUACCCGAACAUGAUACUCUAGUUCCUACGAUCGACAAAGAAUCACGGUCUGGAGAUAAUGUAAGAAGUGAUCCUGGAGUACAUAUAACCGUUUCUUCUAAUGCUAAUUCUCAGUGUGCAGAAUCUGUGACUAAUUCAAAUAAACUGGCUCAACCCCGAACACAUCCUGCAAUGGUUUCCAGUUCUUCAACACGCAUCAAGGAUUUGAUUCACUUUGCUAUUGAAAAAAAUCUUACCAAGCCUUCAUCAUGUGAUAAUCAAGUAACCACAACUGAAACUUUGUCUUCCCGUAUCUCCUCGAUAGGUCCUAGUUCCUCUCAAUCUACUUCAACUAAUAAGGCAAGUGUAAUUACAAACUCUAAGCAUAAUAAGAACCCUUCAACUUCAAUUUCAACUGUGAUCCCAAGUUGUCUAGUCUCUAGUCAUAUGGUUACGGAUAAUUCAGAUACAUCUAUUGUUUUUCCAUCGACAACGGCAGCUGAGAUUUACGCAGCCGCUGCACGAUUUGCAGCUGUUAGCGCUAGCGUUUGUGGAAUGAAUACUGAUCCAUCAGUGAUGUCUGUUUCGUCCACGGUUGAUUUUUCCGGAAGUCAUAAACUGGAUAUUAAUAAGUCAUCUGUAUCUACUGCUUCCUUAUCAAGUAACCUUCAUUCAAAAUCAGAACUGUCUGAUUUUGCUAGCGUGAAUGCAGCAAAAAAAUGGAUGUCUUCAUUUAUCCCAUCAUGUGGUUCUUUAAUUCUUUCUCAUCAAACUUCUGAUAGUCGUCUCAUGGAUCCAUCUGCUUCUAGUAAAGCAAUUCUUAUCGGAGAUUUUUUAACUGCGCAACAACUCGAUCGUGCCGAUUCAUCUAAUUGGGGUGGCAAUCACUCAAAUUCACGCCAAGCUGAUUACGCUGGAUCCUAUCAAGUUUCUAGAUCUAUUGAUCCAUCUACCUUACCUGUCUGUGUUAGUCAUAUUUCUACAGCUUAUGGGAAUUUUGAUUGUCACCCAGUAUCAGAUUUUUGA
This is a messenger RNA of Schistosoma guineensis, 4242 nucleotides long. NCBI's taxonomy places the organism in Eukaryota, Metazoa, Platyhelminthes, Trematoda, Strigeidida, Schistosomatidae. The record is from the annotation of a GenBank genome assembly.